This is a messenger RNA of Symbiodinium sp. CCMP2592, 1386 nucleotides long. The record is from the annotation of a GenBank genome assembly. NCBI's taxonomy places the organism in Eukaryota, Dinophyceae, Suessiales, Symbiodiniaceae.
AUGCUCGCCACUCUGGGCCGCGGUGCCACUUCAGUGGCCGAGAUGCAGAAGGCAGCAGCAGCGAUGGUGAAGGAGAGUCGUGGCAAUUGCAGCUCAGCCACGAAGAUGAUGGCAAGAGCUGGCACUUCGGGGAAACACCCCAACAACAUAGAGCGAGAUAUCAUGAGACAUUUGGGGCUGCCACUCCCGAUUCAUUGGAUCACUGUGCCGGUGUUGUCAGCGAGAGACCGAAAGACUCGGUCGGAGCUGCGGCUUCCCUACUUGAUGCCCCACGAAUUGGUGCACUACCUUCAUGAGACGCAGCAAGUGCAGAUCAUGCAGGAGUCGGUGAAUGAGUUCUGGGCACAUGCUGCCCAGCACACCGAUUGGGCUGCCCAUCAUGAGGGCUUCGGGACUAUGCCGCUGGGCGGCCUCCAGAUGCGAUACCCGCUGAUGAAUCUUCGCGAAUUCAUCUGCCUGGGCCCAGAGACACUCAACCCCGUCAUGGAGGUGCUGUCAUGGAGUUUCGGCCAACUUGCAGCCGGAGGGCGACACUACCUCAUCGAGAUGCGGGGGGACUGGAAGUGGCAGAAAGCCUUCUUCUGCCUCAAGCCCCGCCCCGCGAAUCCUUUGAUUCUGGUACCCGGCUUCCGGCCGGAGUUCAUCCGCAUUUGCGCCAUGCACACAUUACACCUGGGUGUUUUGCAGCUGCUGAAUGGGUCCAUCUUCACACUUCUAGAAGAUCUCUGCUGGUUCCGUGCUGAUGACGCUGGGCCGAGUAUCAAGCUCCCAGAAAAAAUGAUCCUGCUGUGCUCUCGCUUCAAGAGCUGGGCGAGCGCCAAUCAGCUCAAGCAUUCGCAGGCGACGAUGACAUCUGGGAUGUUGGGGUUCGAGGGAGGGGCUUACCCCUCAUUGAAUCUCAAAGCUUGGAAUUCUCGGCUUUUUGUGGUCUUCUUCGAGGUCGUGUUGAAGGAGCUCGUUGCAAGGGACACGGCUGCAGGCAACGAGCUCUUAUGCAAAGAGCUCAAACUGGCAUCUGCUGCCACGACGGCGAUGUGUGCCUUUCUGGCUGGCAUGGAGGCAUCGCCGCGAUACAUGAGCGAUGAGCAGUGCCGCUACUUGCAUGAAUCCAUGCAAUCUUUUCUGGAACUCUACGAGGUGCUCAUCGCUACAUCGCUUGCUCGGGGUACAGCCCGCUGGAAGGCGGUGCCGAAACACCAUUUGGCUUGGCAUUUGGUCGAAGAGAUGGACCGGUCGCACUACAACGUGCGAUUUUACCAUAGCUUUAUUGACGAGGACUAUAUUGGCCAAUGGAAACUUCUAGCACAAUCAGUGCCACGUGAUCUUCUCGAGUACAGAUGCUUGACGCGAUAUUUACUUCGUCUGGGCACGAAGGGCGGGAUCUAA